Molecule: messenger RNA, 2373 nt
Organism: Dictyostelium purpureum
Lineage: Eukaryota; Evosea; Eumycetozoa; Dictyosteliales; Dictyosteliaceae
Exons: 9
Coding region: 184-2289 (701 amino acids)
Biological process (GO): DNA recombination; mismatch repair
Cellular component (GO): nucleus
Molecular function (GO): 5'-flap endonuclease activity; 5'-3' DNA exonuclease activity
Source: RefSeq, a predicted model, not a curated record
AUUUAAUUUAUAGAUUAUUUUUUAAUUUAGGAAAAAAAAGAAAGCAUAUAUAAAUUAAAAUAUCUUUUUUUUUUUAUUUUUUUUUUUUAGUAAUUACUUGUGUGUGUGUGUUUAUUUUAAAAUAAUAAUCAUCAUUAAGUGAAAAUAAUAAUUAAUUAAUAAUAAAUAAAAUAUACUAUAAAAAUGAAUUUCAAAACUAAAUUAAGUGAGUAUUUGGAAAAAAAUACAAAAACAUCAAAUAUCGAACUUUUAAAUGACUAUAGAAUUGGUAUUGAGGCAAUGCCAUGGUUAUUAAAAUUACCAGUUCAAGAACCAUUUCAAAUUACUAUGGGUGGUUUACCAUUAACUCUUGCAGAUACAUUACAAAAGGAAUUAGAUAAAUUUAAAAAAGCAAAUAUUAAACCAUUCUUCUUAUUUAAUGGUCUCAGUAUUAUCAAGGAAAGAACUUUUGCAAACCCAACCAACAUACGUUCUCAAAAAUUAGCAACUGCAUGGGAUGCAUAUUAUAAAGAACAAUACACCGCUGCAGAAAAAUGUUUCCAAGAGUCUGAAAAAAAUUUAUUAUUAUCAUUUAUACAUUAUAUUAUUCAAUUUUUUAAACAAAAGAAUAUAGAGUUUUUUAAAGCACCAUAUUUUGCAGGACCACAAUUAGCAUUAUUUAGUGAACCAUCAUCAAAGAAUUAUUUAAAUGCAGUUUAUGGUUCACAAGAAUUACUUUUAUAUGGAGUUUAUCGUUUAAUUACUGAUAUCGAUUAUGAAAAAGGUGCAUAUAGUUGGGUAGAUUUAAAAUCAAUUCUUUCAGAAUUACAACUCUCUCAUGAUCAAUUCAUCGACGCUUGUUUACUUUGUGGUUUCGAGUAUUGUCCAACUUUCCCAGUUUUAAUUCAAUCAUUUGGAAAAGAAUAUAGUUUUAAGAAUGCUUGUGAUAUGGUUAGAAAUUAUCAUACAGGUUUAGAUACUAUUAGAACUUAUCUUAUGGGUCCACAAUUAGAUAAAUAUCUUGAUCAAUUUAGUAAAGCAAAAGGUUUGGUUCACAGUCAUUUGGUUUAUUAUACAGCAUGUUUAUGUGACCCAAUAUAUCCAAAAGACAUGUAUUCAAAUAGAAAUUUUUAUUACAGUUUAAGUUCAAUUUUUGGUCCAAGAUUACCAAAUGAUCUUUACUUUUAUAUUUCACAAGGUGUUAUAAGUCCACAAGUUAUCAAUAACUUCACUAGUGGUAUUCUAAUGGAACCAUUCCCAACUAUCGAGUCUGGAGAGUAUUGUAAAAUGUUAGAUUAUUUAAAGAGUGUCAGAACUACCACCCUUGGUUUAUUAUCAAAUUGUUUAAAUGAUGAAUUAAAGAACAAACCAAUUAAAACUAUAAGAUGGUUUGAACCAAAGGAAUUUGAUAUGCCACAUAGCACAUCAUUAAACGAAUUUCGUGAGUUUACAGGCGGUAACAUUAAAGUACCACAAGAAAUUACAACUCUUUUAGCAAAUAAUAGUGUUUCAUUUGGAUUUGUAGCUAAACAUUACCAAACAUUACAUAAUUCAAUCAUAAAUUCAGAAAAUGAAGAAAAUAUAGCACAGAUCAAAGAUAGAGAAGAAGGUAUUUUUAUUACAUUAGCACAAACUUUAAAGAUGAUUGGAUAUUUCAAUAAUAGCGAAAAUAAAAAAUUCCAAUUCUCUCAGUGUCUUGAAAAAAUUUCAAAUUCCAAACUACAAGAACCAACCGUUCUUUUAAUAGAGUUAUUAAGAUCAGGUGUACUCUCAUCAGAAACAUUAAAAGUACCAAAAUCAACAUUUGAGGGUUUAUCAACACCCACCGUUUUAUUAAUUUCAAGAGUUUUAAGUCUUGUACCAAGCCAAUUAAAUAAUGAUCCAUGGGGUGGACCAAUUGAUCACGAUUUAAUGGGUUUCCAUGAAAUCACUCGUACUCUCUACAAAUCAUUAAGAAAUCUUGUUGAACUCACAGCUUUAUCCCACUUUUUAACUUUUAGAAUUGUAUUACAACCAUCAGAAUACUUUACCUUUUCAACAAAACUUCCAUUUUUCCUUCAACCAAGUGCAAGUAUGGGUCUUUUAGUUAAAGGUCUUUUAUUAGAUGAUUUAUCAUUAGAAAACUUAGAAGAAAAUUUCCCAAAUUUCACAAAUAUCAAAGAAGAUUUAGAUUUAGCCUCAGAAUUCUGGGAUAUUGCAUUCAAUGUUGUUUCAACUCUUAAUAACGAGGGAGUUGUUACUAAACAAAUUUAUGACUCUUUCGUCGAAGCCGAUAAACAAUGGAAGGAAAGCAGAAAAAAUUUUAAAUAAUUUAUUACCAAUAAUUUAAAAAUCAAAAUAAUAAUCAAAACAAUUGUUUAGUUUUCAUUAAAAUUAAAAAAAUAAUAACUAUAU